Messenger RNA from Mesocricetus auratus (golden hamster), 3334 nucleotides. It is a transcript of the gene Rtl4, whose product is annotated as retrotransposon Gag like 4. The transcript is spliced from 4 exons. NCBI's taxonomy places the organism in Eukaryota, Metazoa, Chordata, Mammalia, Rodentia, Cricetidae. The coding region runs from base 539 to 1453 and encodes 304 amino acids. The record is from RefSeq and is a predicted model, not a curated record. Gene Ontology annotation, molecular function: zinc ion binding; nucleic acid binding.
GGUGGUUCCAUACCUAGGCUGGUGGUCCUGGGUUCUCUAAGAAGCCAGGCUGAGCAAACCAUGGGGAACAAGCUAGUAAGCAACGGCUCUACACGGUCUCUGGAUCACACCCUCCCUUCAGAUGAUGGUUCUUCAGUAUUGGGAACAUGGACUAUUGGAAGUGGAGUAAUGCAAGUGACAAGUUUGAUCUGAAGAGCCUCAUUAAUCAUUAAUUAUAAGAAUCUCCCCAUUGCUCAACUCACUGCUCAACGUUGUGGCCCAAUUAUACAUGGAGAAGAAUACAUGAGUGGUGAUAUGUGUCUUCUGAAUCUGUAGAACACUGAUAUUCUCCAUGAAGAAGCAGUGAUGAGUAGAAGAUAAUAUUUUGUGGCAUCUCUUCAGUUCAACUCUCAGCAUUCUCUAGUGACGUUUGAACAGCUGUUUCCUGCUUGUACAUAACACUGUCUUUUCUGAUCCCAAACCAAACGACUGCCUGUCCCUUUGUCUUGUAUACUGAUACUGAAUUUCUAUUCAGUUCUACAUAAUUACAGGAGAUACAAUGGAAAAGUGCACAGAAUCACCACCUACCUUAAAGGUAGAGACUUCCUUUUCGAGAGGAGAUAAUCUGGUUCUACAGCCACAAAUGCAACAUCCAACUGAUGACAACCCCACUUUAAGAGGGCAAGUUGUGCCUGUCCUGAAUACUCCAAUGAUGUCUACACCCUACUCAAGUGGCAAUCUCCCGCAAUUUCAUGGUGAGACAACCAGUGUCACAGGGUUUCUUGCCCAGGGGACUACCUAUUUGACAGCUCUCGAGAUUUCCAAUCCUGCAGAUGAUGCCCGAGUCAAGCAUUUUUUUGACUACCUAUCCCAGCAGAUGCAAAGUUGUGACAUCGUAUCAGAGUCCAACCAGAGUCAUAUAUUGAAACAAUACGAAAACUGUAUUCUUGAGUUAAAGCAGUCAUUUGGUGAGCCUGUGAAGCAAGAAAUUACCCCUCCUAUGAAUGUUACGGUUGACAGUAAAGACAACUCUCAGCAGGAUGCUACUACUUUCCAAGGUCUUCCUCAAAAUCUGAAUUAUAGUGAGACCAGUCAGAGUGACCAGUUCCAAAACAGACAAGCUGAUCCCACCAAUGAUGAAGAAAUCACAGAUAUAAUGGACAAUUUACCAGAUUUGAUCACCCAGUGCAUUCAGUUGGACAAAAAGCACAAAGACAGGCCAGAACUCCUACAGACAGAAAGUCAGGUUCCAGUAUUCUCUUCCACAAACCAUCGCCAAUCCUUCCUUAGUCCCAUGGUUCCACUACCCAAAGAUGAGUUCAAGUCACUUCAGGGAGCCCAAAUGCCUGUCACCCCAGCCAAGAGAGCCCGCCAGCAAGAAACUCAGUUAUGUCUGUACUGUAGCCAGGCUGGUCACUUCACAAGAGAAUGCCUUGCUAAACGAUCUCGAACUCCAGCAAGGAGAAAAAUGUAGCUCACUGGUAAGACAAGGAUAGGAAGUCACUUUGUAAACUCAUACCCCUGUCACCAUUGGCCUUAGUGAUUUAUAAAUGUUCACAAACUUCAAAAUAUAAAUGAGUUGUUGUGGCAUCAUCACCUUAAAAGCAGGCAUGGCCAUUUAUGUCUCCAGGAAUUUAAAUAACCAGAACGUGUUGAUUGGAAGAUCAACAAACUUAACCCAACAAUGAUCAAGACAACAAACAAAACUUUAUAGUUAUGGCCACUUCCUUCAAGAAUUCUGAAAAUUUGCAGAUAGAAGUCUCUCCAGCCUGAGUCACACACAGAAAAAAUUAAUUCUGACAAUAUAUUGGAAUUUAUAUCCCUACCAAUUGAUGAAAUCUUGGUUGACUCUGAUGGCCCAAGUCCUAUAGCUUGUGUACUUAGGACUGAUCCCAAAGCUUUUAUCUACUUCUUUGCUGAUCUGUUUCUUAGUGACUUGUUUGUUCAGGUUUUUUGUUCGCAAUCAUAGUGGCAUCAUCAUAUCUUACUAAUAUUCUUGUCAUUGAGAGACAGAAUCUGGAUUCUGUUCUACUUAUUAAUCAGACUCUAGUGCUGAUAUAAGCCAAUCUUCCUGGAUCUGAAUGAAUAUCUACCACCCUUCCAUUCAGCUAUACAUAUUUUGUUAACAACUAAAGACACCUGCUUAUCCAACAUGCUGAACUUUUAUGAAAUUGGCAAACCAGAUUGUAAUGUCAUUUAAAAUGAGAACUGCUUAUUUACUGGUACUUUUCUUUGAGGCAUAGUCUCUUUGACAAUUAACAUACUUUAAGCCUGCCAAUCCAAGCUUAGUCAUUUCUACCCUAAUGUUCAUAUUUUAGAUUUGAACAUAUAUAUGGCUAAGUCUAACGAUUUAUGAUGAUAACCAAUUAAGUUAUUUAAAGACAUUAGUUUAAUGUGUACUAUCAUAGUUACUUAACAUCAGCAUAUUCUUGCUACCUAAACAGAGACAAAUCUCCACUAAGAACUGACUUUCCAGCCUACAGUAGUUGGGACUCUCUGAGCUUCACCAUUAAAAACCACUGCCAAUUGCUACCAAGCUAUACUCUUAUGGACUACCUUUGGAUAUUGUCGUCUAAUCGAGGACUUCAGAAAGCAAUGGGAUGACAUAGAAUUUUUGCAACCAACUCAUCUGAAAAAUUCUGUGCAUGCACAUUAACACCAUCUGUGCACAAAACUCAAGAACUGGGGUGUUCUUUUGCUUGUCUUGUACUCUUGGCACACAUCAGCUCUAUGUAUAAAUAGAUGAUGUAGAUGAUUCUUCUGCAAAAAAAUGGAAAGAUGUGCUAGAAAGGCACUUCUUAGAAAUGUUAACCUCUAAUGUUGCUCAGUAUUUGCUGGUACUUAUAAUUUCUUUGUUCCUUGCUUCUUGGUGCUGAUAUAUUUCCCCACAAUGGAUCUCCCGAAGAUCAGUCAUUUCAUAUUCCUUAGUAGCCAUCAAGGCCUCUCAGAACAUGAAGUGCCAUUGUACUUUGGUCUUGGUCCUGGAAAAUUGUGCUUAGUUUUCAAUGCUGAAUCCCAGAUAGGGCCUUACUACUUUCAUAUUGUAGCACCAAGAAAUAUUUCUUCAUCCAUCAGUGCCUCACUAACCACUGUGCCGAUCCCUACUUGCAUUCACAAGCAGUUAGUUCUUUUGCCAAGAGCUUGCUAUAUAUCUACAUUAUUCCAUAAACUGCCAUAAUAAAGAGAUCUGAAUGCACAUACUGUGCUUGAGUUAAGAAAUGCCCACUGCAGUACUGGGAUUGUAUGAGAAUAUUUAUCAAGUAGAGCUGCUUGAAUGUUGAUUGAUUCUGGGAUGUCCAUAAAUAGCCCUCACCUGUAUCUUCUAAGUCUAUAAUAAAGGACUAGUCCAAAUGAA